CGCUAUUUACCCACGACUCUGUACAUCACACACCGCGGUUCCCUGGGGAGUCCCAGCGGAGCGGUGGUGGGAACGAUAUUGAGUUUGAACCCGUCACGACGGCGGGGAGUCCGUCGACCACCACACCACGUUGGCGCGUUCCUCACUGAUGGGAAUCGGCGAGGGUAUGGGGGGGAGGGGGGUAUGGGAAAUCCCUCCUUGGAGAUGUUUUACCGUUCUGCAGCAUCAUGGUUCGUGGUUCCCGACGACCCAUUGGCUCGUUGAACACCGUCUGUCUAUUCAACAACACCACCAACACCACCGCCACUUACCAUCACCAUACCACCACGCCACGCACACCUAUUCGCACCUCUCUCUCUCUCCCUCACUCCCCCUCACUCCCUCGGCGUGCGGGGAGGAGAAGGGAAGGGAAAGCCAGCACACGCUAUGUUUCAAGAUUCUCAUCCGAUCGAGGAACUCUUCACGCCCUCGUAUCGAGGUGUGGCCCGCCCUGCCAUCCUUUCAUGUUGCGGAACGAAGCAUGGAAGGGGAGGGAGAGAGAGAGAGAGAGGAGAAAAAAAAAGAAGGCUGGGCCGUUGGGCCUCCUCCCGUCUGUUGAAUCGCGCCUACAUCAAAGCGGUUCAGACGGAACAGCCACUCUGAGCUCGCGUA
Molecule: messenger RNA, 651 nt
Organism: Colletotrichum navitas
Lineage: Eukaryota; Fungi; Ascomycota; Sordariomycetes; Glomerellales; Glomerellaceae
Exons: 1
Coding region: 149-598 (149 amino acids)
Source: RefSeq, a predicted model, not a curated record